Messenger RNA from Glycine soja, 1544 nucleotides. RefSeq names its product WAT1-related protein At5g64700-like. NCBI's taxonomy places the organism in Eukaryota, Viridiplantae, Streptophyta, Magnoliopsida, Fabales, Fabaceae. The transcript has 7 exons. Gene Ontology annotation, molecular function: transmembrane transporter activity. The coding region runs from base 249 to 1274 and encodes 341 amino acids. The record is from RefSeq and is a predicted model, not a curated record. Gene Ontology annotation, cellular component: plasma membrane.
GUAGUGUUGCCACCUUCUAGUCUCCAACACUUAUAAAGAGAGGUGGUCCCAAAGGUAAAGCAGCAUAUCAUCUUCUUCCCUACACACACGUCCGCGUGGAAGAGCUAAUAUGCUUUUCAUUCGCUCAAGCAUUGCCUUUCAUUGUGCUUAAAAGGAAAACCUUUGUACAUAUAUAUUUGUGUUGUUUAGAAACAUCUCAUCAUCACCACACUUACCUAGCUCACACUCAAGGCCAGCGUAGACCAAAAAUGAAAGGAAACAACCCUUAUUUGAUUGUGGUUCUCGUACAAGCCAUAUAUGCUGCUAUGUUCCUUCUCUCAAAAGCUGCAUUCGAUCAUGGCAUGAACAAUUUCAUCUUUGUCUUCUAUAGACAGGCAGUAGCAACCAUCUUUCUCACCCCUUUCACUUUCUUCUUCGAAUGGAAAACUGCACCGCCUAUGCCCUUUCGGACCUUCUGCAAGAUUUUCUUCCUUUCUUUAUUUGGGAUUACUUUAAGCUUGGACAUAUAUGGUAUCGGCCUUAUUUACACCUCAGCAACUUUGGCUGCUGCUACCACAAACUGUCUUCCAGCUAUCACCUUCUUCUUGGCGUUCCUACUAAGGAUUGAGAGUUUGAAAAUAAAGACGACCCCUGGAAUUGCUAAGUUGAUAGGGGUUGUGGCAUGCUUGGCUGGUGCAGCAACCUUUGCCUUUUAUAAAGGCCCUUCUUUGAAAUUUCUAAGCCAUUUUCAUCUUUUGGAUUACCAUAAAAGCAUUCAACAUCAAGGUCAUGCUCAAUCCGGUGCAUGGAUAAAGGGUUGCUUCCUCAUGCUCCUCUCCAACACGUUUUUCGGGCUAUGGCUUGUACUACAGACUUUUAUUAUAAAAGGGUACCCUUCAAAGCUGCUCUUCACAACUAUUCAGUGUUUCUUAAGUUCAAUUCAGUCUUUUGUCAUUGCCUUGGCCGUAGAAAGGGACAUUGAACAAUGGAAGUUGGGUUGGAAUGUCAGGCUCCUCGCCGUACUAUAUUGUGGAAUUAUGGUCACCGGUGUCUCAUAUUACUUACAAACAUGGGUCAUAGAAAAGAAAGGACCCGUGUUUCUAGCCAUGUCAACUCCAUUGGCUCUCAUUAUUACAAUCUUUGCCUCUGCAGCUGUGUUGGGUGAGAUAAUCAGUUUGGGAAGUCUUCUAGGAGGGUUCGUAUUGAUUCUAGGACUGUACAGCGUAUUGUGGGGAAAGAACAGGGAGCACAUGCCAAAAGCCACAUUAGACAUGGAGCAAGCAUCAUCGGGUUAAUGAGAGUUAUGGGAUUAAUGCAAUUGGCAAUUGCGAUGAUAUGUGAGAAGAGGAAAUAUAUUCUUCGGAGUGUUGCCAAAAUUUUGCCAACAACUAAUACCAUCGUAAUAACAUACAUCAAAGCUCUUUAAGCUGCCAAAUGUGCCAAAGAGUAAAUUUAAAUAUAAAUGUUUCUGACUUCUUUUUGGCUAAAAACAAGGAGUCAAUAUAUAUUGGGUUGUUCUAGGGUGUUAUUUUAUUUUGAAUAAUUUUAUAUUCUCUUACAAUAUC